Fusarium vanettenii 77-13-4 is the source of this 693-nucleotide messenger RNA. RefSeq lists its product as uncharacterized. The coding region runs from base 1 to 693 and encodes 230 amino acids. The transcript has a single exon. NCBI's taxonomy places the organism in Eukaryota, Fungi, Ascomycota, Sordariomycetes, Hypocreales, Nectriaceae. The record is from RefSeq and is a predicted model, not a curated record.
AUGGCCAACAGACGCAAGAGGCCUGAUGUUACUCUACCAUCACGUCUUUCGCGCCUCGAAUCUCCUCGCAAGGUCACUCCCCCCGAGCGCAAAGGCCUCCUCCCAUCACCUCCCGCGAGUGUCCAGCGCCUUUCGCCGACGAGCCGAAUGCCACGGAGCCUUCUCGACUACAAGUUCCAGGCAGAAAUUGGCGAGGUUCCCUCCAUCACCUCCAUCUCUCUGAGCCAGCAAGAGUUCUCCAACGCCCAGGACGAGAUCGAGAUUGCCUUCCGCCGGUUCGACUACGAACCCAGGCGAGGUCGCAUCAUCUUGCGCAUGCCCUCCCCGACUCAUGACACCUUUGUCGGCCUCAUCAACAAGGCAAUCUAUGCUGAACUGACCAGAGUCGCAAGCCACCACGCCAAAGCUCGCCUCUUUGCCUCGCAGAUUUUGAUGGCUGGUUCUUCGCGCAUCUUCCUCAACGACGACAACGAGGAUAGCGAGAGUAACGACCGAGAUGAGGCGCUGAACAAGACCCGUCGUCAGCCGGAUGCUCAAUACCACCAUCCCAAGGUCGCUUUCCCUGACGUCGUGGUCGAAGUGUCGUACUCGCAAGACAAGAAACAGCUAUCCAAGAUCGCCAAGCAGUAUAUUCACUCCUCCGACGGCAAUAUCAAAGCUAUUAUCUAUAUUAAUAUCGAUUUUCGGGCUUAA